ACUAAAAGCUCAUUGCACCCUCUUCCUUCUCAAAACCCUCUUGAUUUUUUAUUGCCGAGCCGAAGUCCCCAGAAUCACCGUCUUCACCUUUAUCCGCCAGGCUACACGGGCCUCGGCAAAUAGAAGAAACGCGCGUAAAAGCCCAAAACGACCAAAACAGGGCUAUCUAUUCACUUCUUUCCUUUGUCCGUUGGGAGAAAUCUCUCCUCCUCCUCGAGAGAGAGGAAGUUAAUGGUGAAAAAUGAUCUCCCAUGUCUCAAGACCCCUCCAUUCAAUUCAAUUUUCAAGACCCUUCUCCGCCUGUAAAGCCCAUCCCCAGGAAAUAUAUCUUCUUCCUUCUUCUCGCUGUGGACUUCGUACAUGUGUUUUUCGAACACUUCUGCGGUCUAAGUGCAGCUCCGCAAAUUUCUUCAAGCCCAAGAAGCUCAACAUUAGGGCUGGCGGUGCUCAAAUUUCGGGUUUGAGCUCGAACCAAGAAUCAACAUCCCCAGACAAGCAGCGAGAACAAGAUGACGCUGAGUCCGCCCAGCUAUUUCAGAAAUUAAAGGAUGCAGAGCGAGAACGGAUAAGUAAGUUGGAAGAAAUGGAAAACAAGGCAAAUGUGCAAUUAGAGAGGCAACUUGUAAUGGCUUCGGACUGGAGUAGGGCAUUGUUGACUAUGCGGGGUAAGUUAAAGGGAACAGAGUGGGAUCCUGAGAACUCACACCGGAUUGACUUCAGUGAAUUUUUGGGACUUCUUAACUCAAAUAAUGUCCAGUUUAUGGAGUACUCCAACUAUGGUCAGACAAUAUCAGUGAUUUUACCAUACUACAAAGAUGGAAAAUUGGAAGGACCAGGAGGAAAUUUGAGUAAGGCCAUUGUUUUCCGGCGUCAUGUGGUUGAUCGAAUGCCAGUCGAUUGUUGGAAUGAUGUUUGGCAGAAGUUGCAUCAACAGCUAGUAAAUGUUGAUGUUCUUAAUGUGGAUCCAGUACCUGCAGAAGUGUACUCCACUGUUGCAACUGCAGUUGUGUGGUCUAUGCGGCUAGCCUUGUCUGUUAUAUUGUAUAUUUGGAUAGAUAAUUUGAUGAGACCAAUUUAUGCAAAGUUAAUACCUUGUGAUUUGGGGGAUCCUAGCAAAAAACCAAUCCGGCCACUCAAGCGUCGUGCACUUGGAUCAUUAGGCAAGAGUCGCGCAAAAUUUAUAUCAGCAGAAGAAACUACUGGUGUUACUUUCGAUGACUUUGCUGGUCAAGAAUACAUAAAGAGGGAACUGCAAGAGAUUGUUCGAAUUCUUAAGAAUGAUGAAGAGUUCCAAAAUAGAGGCAUAUAUUGUCCUAAAGGUGUGCUUCUUCAUGGACCUCCUGGAACUGGUAAAACCCUACUGGCAAAAGCUAUUGCUGGUGAAGCAGGACUUCCUUUUUUUGCAGCAAAUGGCACUGAUUUUGUGGAGAUGUUUGCAGGCGUGGCAGCAGCUCGUGUCAAGGAUCUUUUUGCUAGCGCCAGAUCAUUUGCACCUUCCAUCAUUUUUAUUGAUGAGAUAGAUGCUAUUGGUAGCAAGAGGGGUGGACCUGAUAUUGGUGGGGGUGGUGCUGAGAGGGAGCAAGGCUUGCUUCAGAUACUGACAGAGAUGGAUGGAUUUAAAGUUUCAACAUCCCAGGUGUUAGUUAUAGGUGCCACAAAUAGACUUGAUAUUCUUGAUCCUGCUCUCUUGAGAAAGGGCCGUUUUGACAAGAUUAUAAGGGUUGGUUUGCCAUCUAAAGAUGGUAGAUUGGCCAUAUUAAAGGUGCAUGCCAGGAAUAAAUUUUUCCGUUCAGAACAGGAAAAGGAGGCUCUGCUCCAGGAAAUUGCAGAGCUUACUGAUGAUUUUACGGGGGCUGAGCUGCAGAAUAUAUUGAAUGAAGCUGGUAUUUUAACUGCUAGGAAGGAUUUAGACUACAUAGGACGAGAUGAACUUCUAGAGGCAUUGAAAAGGCAAAAGGGCACAUUUGAAACAGGGCAAGAAGAUAGUAGGGAAAUUCCGGAGGAACUAAAACUGAGGUUGGCAUACCGAGAAGCAGCUGUGGCUGUUCUGGCAUGCUACUUUCCAGAUCCUUACCACCCUUUUACUGAGACAGAUGUACAUUCCAUUCAUAGCCAGCCAAAUAUGCGCUAUGCAGAAAUGGCAGGCAGGGUCUUUUUAAGGAAAUCAGAUUACGUGAAAUCUAUUGUGCGUGCUUGUGCUCCCAGAGUAAUUGAGGAGGAGAUGUUUGGUGUUGAAAACUUGUCCUGGAUCUCGGCUACAGCCACGUCAGAAGCUUCAAGGCUCACAGAAUUUUUGAUUCUUCAGACAGGGAUGACAGCAUUUGGGAAAGCAUAUUACAGAAAUCAAAGUGAUCUUCUGCCAAAUCUUGCAGCCAAACUAGAAGCACUACGAGAUGAAUACAUGCGUUUUGCCGUUGAAAAGUGUUCAUCUGUGCUGAGGGAAUAUCAUUCAGCUGUGGAAACAAUCACAGAUAGCCUACUCGAGAGGGGAGAGAUUAAAGCUGAGUAUAUUUGGGACAUAUACAGACAGACUCAUCGAAUACCUCAGCCUGCUGUGAAUCCGGUUGAUGAAUAUGGUGCCCUUAUUUAUGCUGGACGGUGGGGUAUCCAUGGGAUUUCGCUUCCUGGGAGGGUUACUUUUGCACCUGGAAACAUGGGGUUUUCAACCUUUGGCGCACCCCGUCCAAUGGAGACUCAGAUCAUAAGUGAUGAAACAUGGAAGCUCGUAGAUGGAAUCUGGGAUAAAAGGGUUGAGGAGAUUAGAGCUGAAGCAUCAUUGGAGAUUGAAGAAGAUGAGGAGAGGCCACAACUAUUGAUGGCUGGCCAUUUCCUGUGAAAACUACGAGGUCUCAUUUUGAAGGUCUGUAUUUAGUUUUUAUUUGUGAUGUGACCAUUUUUACCAUCUUUUCUUCCUUAUUAUUCUGUUGCAAAUUCACUGACAACUUCACAAUUUUGUGAUGUAAUUUAGUCAGUUUGGAUUUUCAGAUAUAGUUUCCUUCGAAUUGGUGCACUGAAGUCGGCGCUUUGUCCUGCAAAACACAACUAUUUUCUUCAAAACACUAACCAUUUUCUUUCCUCCACUCUAUUGUUGUGGAGUUC
This is a messenger RNA of Malania oleifera, 3099 nucleotides long. Its product is annotated as probable inactive ATP-dependent zinc metalloprotease FTSHI 4, chloroplastic. The transcript has 16 exons. Gene Ontology annotation, molecular function: metalloendopeptidase activity; ATP-dependent peptidase activity; ATP hydrolysis activity. The record is from RefSeq and is a predicted model, not a curated record. Lineage: Eukaryota; Viridiplantae; Streptophyta; Magnoliopsida; Santalales; Ximeniaceae. Bases 242 to 2836 code for a protein of 864 amino acids. Gene Ontology annotation, biological process: proteolysis. Gene Ontology annotation, cellular component: chloroplast thylakoid.